GAUGGACCAGUUGGAAUUGAUGAGAUCGAUCCUAAUGGCCAAUGGGUACGUAUUCUGAACAGCACCGAUGAAGAAGUCAGCAUCGCACACUGGAAGCUGCUUGUACGCGCUGGAGGCAAAGAAGUGACCUACCAGUUCAAUACCCGCAUGAAGCUUGAUCCUCAUGGCCAUGCUACCGUGUAUUCUGCUGAUUCUGGCGAGAAACACCGUCCACCAACAGACUUCGUCAUGAAGAAGCAGAAUUGGCCCAUCGGUGACAAUCCAUCAGUGCGUCUUGAGGAUCAUGAAGGCGAUCUUCGAUCAUCGGUCACCUUCGAAACGGACGAAUCCACGGACCCAUCUGACCCUGCAGAGCGAUGUAGCAUCAUGUAAGA
This is a messenger RNA of Cylicostephanus goldi, 374 nucleotides long. Lineage: Eukaryota; Metazoa; Nematoda; Chromadorea; Rhabditida; Strongylidae. The record is from the annotation of a GenBank genome assembly.